This is a messenger RNA of Drosophila montana, 2884 nucleotides long. RefSeq names its product neuroplastin. The transcript has 6 exons. The coding region runs from base 131 to 1627 and encodes 498 amino acids. Lineage: Eukaryota; Metazoa; Arthropoda; Insecta; Diptera; Drosophilidae. Gene Ontology annotation, biological process: synapse organization; homophilic cell-cell adhesion. Gene Ontology annotation, cellular component: plasma membrane; axon; neuronal cell body. Gene Ontology annotation, molecular function: axon guidance receptor activity. The record is from RefSeq and is a predicted model, not a curated record.
CAAACAUAUUAAUUGCAGUUAACGAUCUACCUCCGAUAGAGCAGCAAAUUCAAAAAACAAAUAUAAAUUUUAAGUGCGUGCGCUGCUGCCAAAUAACAAACAAACAAAUAAAACCAGCUGAGAGAUAACAAUGAGAGCUACGACGUGGAUGUUACUCAUUUGUCUGCUAAUUGGACAAUUUUAUGGCGAGCGGGCGUCACCGAUUGGCGAGGAGAAUGGCGAGGACUACCAGGACGAUGAUUACGAUUACGGUGGAGAGGAUGACUCUGGCAAUUCGGACGGGCCACCAGCGCCCAUUGUGGAAGAUGUGCAGAGUGCGCCACCCUACUUCGAGCAGUCGGAUGUUGUUAUAGACGCCAAGCCAGGCGACGAUGUGAUCAUCAACUGUGAUGCCCGCAACUUUGAGAUUAAAAAUGUGGCCAUGUGGUACAAGAACAGCACCGUGCUGGCAACUGGCCAGAAUGCCAUCAACAACCGGGUGGAAGUCAUGAGGAACAACUCGCUGCGCAUUGGCAGCGUCACGGCGGAGGAUGCGGAUGACUAUUACUGUGUGGUGUUGCCGCAGGACGUGAGGCAGCAUACAAAACUGAUCGUGGGCGCCCGGCUGUCGAUCCUCUGCGACGAUCGCGAUGUUACGGAUCGCUCGCAGACGUUCAAGCAGGGCGACCGUCACAAGCUCGUCUGCCGCGCGUUUCUGCCCACCAAGACAGAUAUCAAAUGGUCCCUGAAUGGUCAGCGACUGCAGCCACCGCCCAGCGAUGCAGCCAAUGGCGUCAUAGUUCUGGAUAAUGUGGACGAGGAGAACGCUGGCGUCUAUCAGUGCCUUGGCGACGACGGCAGCGCUGAUCCGCCUCACGGCAUGGUCACCGUCGAUGUUCAGUACAGCCCCAAGGUCUCCACCCAUCGUCACCAUGUGAACACACAGGAAGGAGACUCGGCGGAGCUCUACUGCGAAUAUCGCGCCAAUCCCAUUGCCAUCAGCUUCUUUAUAAAGGACGGCAAGACACUGUCAUUGUCCGACAAGUACUCGAUCAGGAACACACUGCACAAGGCGCACAAUCGCACCAUGCUCCUCAUCAAGCAUGUGGAGGCCAACGAUCUGGGCGAGUAUCUGUGCCACGUUGAGAACGCCAUUGGCUCCAACGAGGUGCGUAUCCAGCUGAGCUAUCGUCCCGAGACGCCACAGUACGAGGACAGCUCCAUCGAGGGCAAACAGGUGACCAUGCACUGGCUGGUCCGCAGUCUGCAGCCCCUCUCCGAGGCCAUGCUAGACUACAGGUUGACGGGGUCGUAUACGUGGAGCACCGUGUCGGUGAUACAGACACAACGCCAUGACAAGGACAACGGCAUCUGGAAGAUCACACAUCAGAUGGAGCUGUCGCCUGGCCUGUGGCAUGCGCGUGUCAAGACGAAGAAUACCCAGGGCUGGUCCAACUUCUCGCCAGAUCAUGACUUCCACAUUAAGGACGUAGAGGACUCCGAGGAAAUCGACGAUGGGGCUGUGCCGCCGGGUGACUUGGUGCGUGCCGGCUUUGGGGUUGGUUCCGGCAACAAUUCGGCGUGCACCAUGGGAAUGCUGCCCGGCCUGAUGCUAGCCGCCUUCAGCAUAUCCAUGCUGCGACUCUAAGGAUGUUGAUUGUGGGAUUCAAUGAGCAGGAACAGGGCCGGGGGAACUGUACAUACGUAUUUCGAGUUACAUGUUUUUUGCUUGUGCUGUGCCUUGAACCCGGCAACUGGGCAGUAACAGCCUAUCUAUAAGAAUGCCAUUGCAAAGAAAACAACAAAACCUAACCCAAGUAUUCUAAUUAUACAUGCAAAAUGCUAUUGCGCCUGAAAGUGCCCACAUCGUGGGCUCAAUGUUAAUGUUAAUAUAAAAUCAAUCAAGCAUAGGCGAAUUUUCACUAAAAACAACAAAUCAUUUGUGCCAAGAAACAGCAUACGGAAGGAAGAAUUGUACGAAUUAUGUUUAGCUUAGUUUAGUUAAAGAUAAAGUUAAAAAAAAACGAAAAACUGCGACGAUCGGUUGAAAACCGCCCAAAACCUAGCAUAUAAUAUUUAUUUGUUUGUAUUUACGGAUAGUUAACAUUGACGAUUUCUAGAAUCCGAAUGGAGCACAUCCUAAUUACCUGAACAGAAACAGAAACAGAAUCAUAUACUAUAUAUACACACACAUACCGGAUACAGAUACCGAAACUAAGAAUGUAAAUAAGAAGGAAAAAAGAAAUGGGUUAAUGAGGAUCUAGUGACAUAUAGGCGGGGGGGUGUAUGAAUGAGAAUGUUUUUCGUGUUUUGUUUAACCGAGCAUUAAGAUAUACAAGAUUUUAUUUAACAAAUAUAUAUUCGAAUUAUGCAAACAUUUGAAAUAUUAUGAUAACUAGACCAAAGCUUAAAUAUACAUGUGUACCUACCCACACACACACACACACACACGCACACGCGCGCACAUGUACUAUUUUUUACGAAAUGGAAAUAAACGUGGGUAACUAUGAACGAUAAGGAAUCCGGAAGAUACUUACUUAAAAUUAAGAGAUUGAACAAACGGCAUGUUAAUAAGUACUUUUGUAAUAAUAUCGUAUAUACUAUAAUCAGGUGAGGAGAGGAUGGUCGCUUAUUUGUUUGGCUUCGAUUGAAAUUUGUUAGCUACAAUACCUGAAAUUGCCAUUGGCCAUAUACAUUGAUAUAUACAUAGAUAUAUAUAUAUAUGCAGCCGCUGACCAUACAGAUCGAUGAUAUACUUAUGCAUGCUCGCAUGCUUACAAUCAAAACACACACACAGACACACACACAAAUAUGAGAAUAUAUUUUGUAUACUUAUAUUUUAUUUAAGAAUCAUAAUAUUAGUAUUGAAACAUUGAAAAUAAACGUGCCAAUUGCAAGCAAUCAA